AUGACUUCUGAUUCCAUGGUCAGAGUAGGCCGUGGAGGCGCCGGCAACUACCACUCUGCCCCCGUCAAUAAGAAAGACGCGUCCGGCAAGAGCCAAGUCGCUGGCGCCACACAGCCCGCCUCGGCACCCGCGCUGACGGGUCGUGGAGGCGCAGGAAAUAUCCUCUCAGGGUCCAACGCCGUCGCGCAUACAGAGGGCAAGGAGCGGCUGAAUAACCUCGAGGCCAUCGGGACUGCCGCCGCGAGCAACCAUGACCACAAUAUGCUAGCCGGCCGUGGCGGCGCGGGCAACUGGCGCGACACCAGAGCGACGAGAGAGGACGAGGACGAGGAUGCGGCGCGGGAUGCCGAGGCGCGCAGGGCGAUAGUAGCUCACGUCAACUUUGAGCUGCGCAGACCAGAGCCGACGCAUACCAGGGUGCGGCACAGCGAGCGCCGACUGCAACCGACGUAUAUCAGAUUGCGGGACAACGAGCGCCAUCUCAACCGGUACCUCUGA
This is a messenger RNA of Cordyceps fumosorosea ARSEF 2679, 498 nucleotides long. RefSeq lists its product as hypothetical. The transcript has 2 exons. The record is from RefSeq and is a predicted model, not a curated record. The coding region runs from base 1 to 498 and encodes 165 amino acids. Lineage: Eukaryota; Fungi; Ascomycota; Sordariomycetes; Hypocreales; Cordycipitaceae.